Camellia sinensis is the source of this 771-nucleotide messenger RNA. Lineage: Eukaryota; Viridiplantae; Streptophyta; Magnoliopsida; Ericales; Theaceae. The record is from RefSeq and is a predicted model, not a curated record.
AUGGAGUUCCUUGGUUAUCUGCUGUUCUCCCUUUUUUUCUUGGUAGUUAUCCACGGCCUUGCAUUGUUUCUUAGAAGAGGAACACUCCCACCAGGCCCCAUUGGCCUCUCUCUCUUCGGCAACCUCUUCGAGGUCGGUCCAAAGCCCCACGAAUCACUCAUGUCCAUACGUCUCGGCAGUAAAACCAGCGUGGUGGCUUCAUCACCAGACGUAGCCAGAGAGAUCCUCCAGAAGCAUGACGAGGCUUUCUCUGGCAGAACCGUCCCCGAUGCUGUCACUGCGCUCGAGAACCACGACAUGGCCGUGCUCUGGAUCUCCGCGGGCGAUCAAUGGCGGUUCAUACGCCGAGCAUUGAACACGUACCUAACUCACCCACAAAAGCUAGACACCUUGCGAGGACUCAGACACAAAGCUGUGGAAGAGAUGAUUGAACAUGUUAGAGAGAGGAGAGAUCGAGCGGUGGCGAUCGGAGAGUUGGCAUUCACUACUGCUCUGAAUCAGAUGUCGAACACUUGUUUCUCUGUAAAUGUGGCUGGGUUCGAGUCUGGUGAGGUACAGGAGUUCCUGAAUGCGGUGAAGACACUGAUGGUGGUUGAUGGGAAGUUUAACAUUGCUGAUGUGUUUCCAUGGUUGAAGCCAUUUGAUCCUCAGGGAUUAAGGCGCAGAGCCAAGGUUGCUUAUAACUGGCUUGAUGCUAUCAGUGAUGGGUUCGUUACUCGGCGGCUCAAACAUAGAGAAUCCAAUUUUCCGUGCUAUGGGGACUUCUUGUAG